This is a messenger RNA of Tarenaya hassleriana, 1631 nucleotides long. Its product is annotated as aspartic proteinase Asp1. Gene Ontology annotation, biological process: proteolysis. Bases 131 to 1492 code for a protein of 453 amino acids. Gene Ontology annotation, molecular function: aspartic-type endopeptidase activity. The record is from RefSeq and is a predicted model, not a curated record. The transcript is spliced from 9 exons. Lineage: Eukaryota; Viridiplantae; Streptophyta; Magnoliopsida; Brassicales; Cleomaceae.
UCGAAAUCUCAGUUGAAAAAAAAGGAACUUGUCUCUGUCUCUGUAGCAGAGAAGAUAAAAAAGAAAGGAACUUUUUUUUGGGGAUUUGGUUAAACUUUUCAAUCUGUAUCGCUUUUUGGGUGACAAAAAGAUGAAUCGAAAACUCAACACGAGAAAUCUGCUUGUGGGGCUUUACUUGCUGUUUGUGUUCUUCGUCCUCUGUGCUUGCUUCGAAGCCGCAGAAUCUACGAAAGAGAAGUUCGAGGAUUACCGGUUUGGUUCCUCCGUCGUGUUUCCGGUCUCCGGCAAUGUUUACCCUCUUGGGUAUUACUUUGUAUUGCUUCACAUAGGAAACCCACCAAAGCUAUUUGACUUGGACAUUGAUACAGGCAGUGAUCUCACUUGGGUUCAAUGUGAUGCUCCAUGCACUGGUUGCACAAAGCCUCGUACUCAUCAGUACAAGCCCAAGAGAAACACUCUGCCUUGUUCACACAUGUUAUGUUCUGGCCUUGACUUGCCUCAGAGCAGACCCUGUGCUAACCCGGAAGAUCAAUGCGACUACGAGAUCGGAUAUGCUGAUAACGCAUCAUCUAUUGGCGCUCUAGUAAUUGACGAGUUUCCUCUAAGACUUGCAAAUGGCUCCAUAGUGCAUCCCCAAUUGACCUUUGGAUGCGGGUAUGAUCAGCAACACCCGGGUCCACACCCUCCGCCUCCAACUGCAGGAGUUCUUGGUCUUGGUAGAGGGAAAAUAGGCAUGGCGAUGCAGCUAAAUUCAAUGGGUGUAACAAAGAAUGUGAUCACACAUUGUUUAAGUCAUAAAGGCGGAGGUUUUCUAUCAAUUGGAGACGAGCUUCUUCCUUCAUCUGGAGUUGUGUGGACUUCACUGUCUCGUAAUGCUCCAGAUAAAAACUACAUGGUUGGACCAGCAGAGCUUCUCUAUAACGGCAAGAGUAUAAGUGUGAAAGGCCUAAACUUAGUUUUCGACAGUGGAAGCUCAUACACCUACUUCAACAAGAAGGCAUAUCAAGCGAUUCUUGAUCUGAUAAAUAAGGAUUUGGAUGGGAAGCCUUUGACGGAAACAAAGGAGGAUAAGAGCCUUUCGGUCUGCUGGAAAGGCGUAAAACCUGUAAAAUCGGUUCUUGAUGUCGCCAAGUAUUUCAAGACAUUGACAUUACAGUUUGGGACAGGAAAGAAUGCUCAGCCUUUCCAGAUUCCACCUGUCUCGUAUCUCAUUAUCACUAAAUAUGGAAAUGUAUGCUUAGGAAUUCUGAAUGGAACAGAAGUUGGGCUUCAUGGGUACAAUAUAAUCGGAGACAACUUUUUCCAAGGCAUGAUGGUGAUAUAUGACAACGAGAAGCAUCGAGUUGGAUGGGUUCCUGCAAACUGUGAUAGGCUUCCCAAUGUGGAUCGUGAUUAUAAAAGAGAUAUUUCGCAGCCUAAAGCAGCCGGAUUUGGUUUCUUAGAAGAGCUUUUCCCUGCAAGUGACGGUUCUCGGGACAAUGGAGAGCUUUGACGUGAGACCAGAUAAAAUGAAACAGAGAUUUUGUAUAGGAACAAAGAAAUAUUUUGUGGAUAUAUAUAUAUGGUGUAUGUAAUCCGAUGUACAAUCAAACAAUUAUCGAUGAUAUAAGAUUGCACUUUUUGUUUCCCUA